GUUCUUCCUCUUCUUUCUUCUUCUUCUUUCCUCUCUCUUCUGUCACUCUCUCCCUCUCUCCAAUGAAACCCCUCGCUCCCCUCAUCCUUUCCCUCCUCUUUCUCACCUCCCAAACAGUCCUUUCCUUCAAACGAGAAGAAUUCCGCAACUGCCACCAAACUCCCUUCUGCAAACGCGCUCGUUCUCGCUCCCCCGGCGCGUGCACUCUAACCCCUCACAGCAUCUCCAUCUCCAACGGCGACCUAACCGCUAAACUACUCUCUAAAACUGAUGAACAAAUCCGACCCUUGAUUCUCUCCCUCUCCGUCUACCAAGAUGGAAUCCUACGUCUCAAAAUCGACGAAGAUUACAACCACCCGGACCCACCUGUUCCUAAACGACGGUUUCAGGUCCCUGAUGUCGUCCUUCCAGAGUUCGAAUCUAACAAGCUCUGGCUCCAACGACUCUCAACGGAAACUGUGGACGGCGAAUCCUCUCCAUCAACGGUUGUUUACUUAUCUGAUGGGUACGACGCCGUUCUCCGUCACGAUCCGUUUGAGAUCUACAUUCGUGAUAAGAAGUCGGGUAAUCAGAAAUUAAUUUCGCUAAACUCUCAUCAGUUAUUUGAUUUCGAGCAAUUGAGAGUGAAACAAGAAAAGCAAGAUAGCGAUAAUAAUGAGGAUAGUGGUAGUGAUGAUAAUUGGGAGGAGAGAUUUAGGUCUCAUACUGAUACGAGACCUUAUGGGCCACAAUCGAUUAGCUUUGAUGUUUCAUUUUAUAAUGCUGAAUUUGUUUCGGGGAUUCCGGAACACGCAACGAGUUUGGCGUUGAAGCCGACUAGAGGGCCGGGAGUUGAGAAAGAUUCGGAGCCAUAUAGGCUGUUUAAUUUGGAUGUGUUUGAGUAUUUGAACGAGUCUCCGUUUGGAUUGUAUGGGUCGAUUCCUUUGAUGAUUUCGCAUGGUAAAGAAGGGAGGAGUGCGGGGUUCUUUUGGUUGAAUGCUGCGGAAAUGCAGAUUGACGUGUUAGGAGAUGGGUGGGAUGCGGAGUCUGGGAUCGAGUUGGUUAAGCAGAAGAGUAUUGAUACGUUUUGGAUGAGUGAGGCGGGGAUUGUGGAUGCGUUUUUCUUUGUUGGUCCGGAACCAAAAGAUGUUGUGAAACAGUAUACGAGUGUAACAGGGAGACCUUCGAUGCCACAGUUGUUUUCCAUUGCCUAUCAUCAAUGUAGGUGGAAUUAUAGGGAUGAAGAGGAUGUGGAGAAUGUGGAUGCAAAAUUUGAUGAGCAUGAUAUUCCAUAUGAUGUUUUGUGGCUUGAUAUUGAGCAUACAGAUGGUAAAAGGUAUUUUACAUGGGAUCCGGUGUUGUUUCCAAACCCAGAGGAGAUGCAAAAGAAGUUGGCAGCCAAAGGGAGGCAUAUGGUGACUAUUGUGGAUCCUCAUAUUAAGAGGGAUGAUUCCUUUAGGUUGCACAAGGAGGCUACUGAGAAAGGAUAUUAUGUAAAGGAUGCAAGUGGAAAGGAUUUUGAUGGGUGGUGCUGGCCUGGGUCAUCUUCUUAUUUGGAUAUGGUUAAUCCAGAGAUUAGGUCGUGGUGGGGUGAUAAGUUCUCGUAUGAAAAUUAUGUUGGUUCAACUCCUUCAUUAUAUAUUUGGAAUGAUAUGAAUGAGCCUUCUGUGUUCAAUGGUCCAGAGGUCUCAAUGCCAAGAGAUGCUUUACACCAUGAAGGCAUUGAACACCGGGAGUUGCAUAAUGCCUAUGGCUACUACUUCCACAUGGCAACAUCUAAUGGUCUUCUAAAACGUGGGGGUGGGAAUGACAGACCUUUUGUUUUGUCAAGAGCCUUCUUCCCAGGGAGUCAAAGAUACGGAUCUGUUUGGACAGGAGAUAACACAGCAGAUUGGGAUCACCUGAGGGUUUCAGUUCCAAUGAUCUUGACACUUGGUCUCUCUGGAAUUUCAUUCUCUGGUGCGGAUGUUGGUGGGUUCUUUGGCAACCCAGAGCCUGAGUUAUUAGUUCGCUGGUAUCAACUUGGUGCCUUCUAUCCUUUCUUCAGGGCCCAUGCCCAUCAGGACACCAAAAGACGAGAACCUUGGUUAUUUGGAGAGAAAAACACACGGCUAAUAAGAGAGGCCAUACGUGUUCGGUACAUGUUGCUCCCUUAUUUCUACACAUUAUUUAGAGAGGCAAACACUACUGGCCUUCCUGUCAUGCGCCCCUUGUGGAUGGAAUUUCCUUCUGAUGAAAUUACUUUCAGCAAUGAUGAGGCUUUCAUGGUUGGAAGCAGUCUCCUGGUGCAAGGAAUCUACACUGAGCGAGCAAAAUACACAUCUGUUUACCUGCCUGGGAAAGAAUUAUGGUAUGACAUUAGAACUGGAGCUGCAUACAAGGGAGGCAAAACCCACAAGCUGGAGGCCAAAGAGGAAAGUGUUCCUGCUUUUCAAAGGGCUGGAACUAUUAUACCCAGGAAAGACCGGCUUCGUCGAAGCUCCACGCAGAUGGUGAAUGAUCCUUAUACACUGGUGAUAGCUCUAAACAGUUCUCAAGCAGCUGAAGGCGAGCUCUACAUCGAUGAUGGAAAAAGCUAUGAAUUUUUGCAAGGGGCUUACAUCCAUCGCCGUUUUGUCUUUGCUAAUGGAAAGCUUACAUCCAUAAAUCUGGCCCCCUCCAGCAGUAGCAAAUCCCAAUUUUCAUCAAAGAGCAUCCUCGAAAGGAUUAUACUGCUAGGUUACUCUCCUGGACCAAAGAAUGCUCUCAUUGAACCGGCAAAUCAGGAGGUCGAAGUUGAACUCGGGCCCCUUAUGCUUGAAGGGGGGCGUGGAUCUUCUGUAGUAACCAUCCGCAAACCAGCUGUCCAAGUUUCCGAUGACUGGACAAUAAAAAUUUUGUAAGAACAAUCCAAGUUCCACAAAACUUUCCCUGGAGGAUAGAAAAAUUCCCCCAGUUGUUAGAAUAUUGUAGUGAACUCCUAGAUUGGACUAAUAUUCAUAAAUUCAGUUGUCAUGAGAAAUAUAUAAGCAUGCUAAUUUGUUCGUCC
This is a messenger RNA of Populus trichocarpa (black cottonwood), 3007 nucleotides long. RefSeq names its product probable glucan 1,3-alpha-glucosidase. NCBI's taxonomy places the organism in Eukaryota, Viridiplantae, Streptophyta, Magnoliopsida, Malpighiales, Salicaceae. Gene Ontology annotation, molecular function: carbohydrate binding; alpha-glucosidase activity. Gene Ontology annotation, biological process: N-glycan processing; carbohydrate metabolic process. The coding region runs from base 63 to 2861 and encodes 932 amino acids. The record is from RefSeq and is a predicted model, not a curated record. The transcript has 6 exons.